AUGAGUAGAAGUACAUCCUGGGGUAAUAAAAAGCAAGGAGAAAUUCCAAAAUCUACAUCAGCAGAUAUGCUUACGAAUGAAGGAGAUUUCUUACAAACGAUGUAUAACGAACGUAUUAUUUCAUAUUUUCCUUCACCAAAAUCAGAUUUAAACAAUAAAUUCGUGAAUAAUUCUCAACCAUCGAACAAUAAUAAACAAACAAAGGCUUCAGGUAUUUCUACCCAAAAGCCAUCAUUCUCAAGCGGAAUUGGUUCGAAACAGCCAACUGCCGGACUUUCUGGAAUUGGCGCCAACAAACCACCAGGAUUUUCACACGAUAAAGGAGCUACUGGUAACAAACCAUCAUUAGGUGGCAUCAGUAGUUCUACAAUCAAGGUAGGCCCAGCAGCUCCAUCAUUAGGCGGACUUUCAAAAUCUUCAGGCUCUACUUCAUUAUCUGCUACAGCGCAAGAUAAGCCAGAAGCUAAACCAGCUCUUUCAGGUGGAAUUUCUAGCAUCGCUAAACCAGCCGGAGCUCCUGCGAUCGGCGGUCCUGCUAAACCUGCAUUUAGGCCAACAGGAACACCACUUGGCGGAAAUACAGGUCUUAAGUCACAAACUCCUUCAAUUGGUGGAAAUACAGGACUUAAAUCAACUCCACUUAGCGGAACUACAGGUUUUAAACCACCAACUUCGCUUGGUACAGGUACUGGAAUUAAGCCAACAACUCCACUUGGUGGAAGUACAGGUCUUAAACCAGCAGAAAAUUCAACUUUAGCGAAACCAGGUGGAUUUUCAUUUGGAAAGAAAGCAGAAACUACAGAAAAAACUCCAUCAAAUACAGAUACAGCAGCAGCCACAGAUAAAACACCUUCAAAUACAGAAAAAGUGCCAUCUAACGCCGAGGGAACUUCCUCAACCGCCGAAGCCGAUAAAAAGGUCAAUUUUACAGCCAAGCCCCCAUCCAUUACACCCACCGCAGGAGCAUCACCAUUCAACGCCGGCGCAUCCAAGACAUCAGUAUUUGCAUCACCAGCUAAACCAGCAAGCUCUGCAACAUCUACACCAGCUGCAGGAGCAACAGCAGGAGCAGCUUCAUCGUUUAGUUCCCAGAACAAGACCAAGAGUGGCCCGAAGAACAAAGGAAGCGGUGAAUGGUUUGGCUUCGAAUCAGUUACAACACCAAUUACUACUACAAAUAAGUCAGUAUUUGGUACCACAACAGCAUCAAAGUUCGGUGCUAAAUCUGCUACAUCUACUACCACAGGAACAACAACAGCUGCAAGUACCGCUAAUAAACCUUGGGCUGGUAGUGGCGGAAGUGUUUUCGGAAACAGAACUAAUACAGCAGGAUCAUCUACUCUAUUUGGUGCCAGACCUGCUGGAGGCGGCGCUUUCGCAUCUAACCCAUUUAGUGGCGCUGGUGCAACGAAUAAUCCUUUUGGUCCAAAAAAGUAA
Molecule: messenger RNA, 1437 nt
Organism: Trichomonas vaginalis G3
Lineage: Eukaryota; Parabasalia; Trichomonadida; Trichomonadidae
Exons: 1
Coding region: 1-1437 (478 amino acids)
Source: RefSeq, a predicted model, not a curated record